AUGUCUAACAACUCUGAGCCAAUUAAAGAGGCUUUUGCUCAGCUUGAUGCGCUUCUUGAGCCAAAACCAGCUCAAAAUGAUAUUCGGCGUCGUGGGAGACCUCCCAAGAAAGAAAAUGUGACCUCUAAACAGAUACAAAAAGUUCUGCAGGACAUUGUCACUCGACUCAAAGAUGAGUUGGCCAAACCGAAAUACAUUUAUAACGUUACUCCCGAUGUAAUACAACAUAACGUUCUUUCUUUGGAAAGUUUAUUAAAGAAAUAUAAUCACCUUAAAAUUGUGACGAAGAAGGUUAUGGAUAUCAUAAACUUUGUAAUUGGCAUUAUUGUUGAUAGUAAGAUAUUCGAGAAACAACCGGAAAAGAAUUGGGAAAAAUUAAUUCUGAAUAUAUUGGGAUUGAUUGAGACUACAAUCAUAGACAUGACUAUUGAUCGAGAAACUAUGGGAAAAAUAUUUCUGAAACUAUUCACAGAAGUGUUAUUAAAGUCAACAUUAAAUGUUGAAAUCCGUAGAAUGACUUCAGAUUUGAUCAAUACUCUCCUGACUGGUUGUAAAGAAAAUAAAAAAUUUCUAAGUCAUGGAAAAAUGCUUGAUAUAUAUACACUUGCCUUAUCUAUGAAAUCAGCUGGAGAUUACGAGCUUCAAUUUCGUCAUCUCGAAAUACUAUUUCGUUUGUCCCCUAGAAUACAAGAAGAUCGCGAAAUAUUUGCAAAUAAAGCAUUCAAGGGUAAUUUUCAAUUGACCGAUCUUUUUCUGGGAAUAACUGCCGAUGAUUUUGUGCAGGAUACUCGUAAUUUUCUUAAUGCGCUCAAUUAUGGAAACGAUGGCUGGUCCAAAGCACCAAAGACAAUCAAGGUUACGAGAAUACAAUACAGUCAAUUAGAAUUUGGUCGGCCAGACAGACAAGAUUGUUUUUUCGUCGAUUUCAAUAAAUGGACAAUUUCUAUGACAGUUCAAACAUCAAAUAUGAAUGUGGAGACAGAAGAUGAGGGGUAUGACAUCAUUGACAUAAAUUAUCAAAAAAUCAAUAGCUGGGAGACCGUAUUCGAGUCUUAUUGUCAAAUUCUUAAAAUAUAUUUAACGGAAUCUAUUAAAAUUGGCGAGAGUGAUGAAAUGCUCACAGAACACACUAAUAAUAAUGGCGAGUUUAUAAUAUCUAUGACAAUUGCUUCCUCAGAAGGCAAUGUCAAAGAUAGUCUAACUAAGAUUUUCUCAAGUCAUAAAGUGAGUUAUCACGUGCAACCAAAAGUAUCAGUUUCUGUAAACGUGUUACAUCCUCCGCACGCUUCAAUCGACAAUGCAGCUUUGGCACUCGCCACUCUAAGUAGUUCACUUGAAGCAUCACAAACUCCUAUGGUUCAAUGUCCAACUCGUAAACUAAGAAAAAAUGAAAAUAAACUUGAGCCUCACGCUGGCACAUCUCAAGCAGCACAACGAAGUAAUCCGGAGAGUGAUUCACAUGCAUCCAGUUCACCUAGGCCGUUACAGGAGUCAAGUUUAAAUUUCAUUAACAAUUCGCCUUCACGUAAUGACUCAUUACCAUUUAUGAAUGUUGAGUCGGAUGCCGAAACACAUUUUCCUGCCAAAAAACGUACGAAGCCGUUAAAUCUGUCUGCUUCGAAGAAACGACAAAGAAUCGACGAUAUAAAUUCUGUGAAUAUUAAUAAUGGGAAAGAAUUCAAUAGGAAUACAACCAUCAAUAAUCCUGCAAACAAAGAACUGCAAAAUAACAAUUCGCAAAAUCAUGAUGUUGAGCUUAACAGAACAAAAAAUAUAGGAAAUAAGGCAGGAAAAUCAGAUAAUCGUGGAAAUAUGCAAACUCGUGAUAUUCUCAAUUUCGAAGUUAGAGAUGAAGCUGAAGAUAUAAUCGACAUCCAACCAAUUCGACGAACUUCAAAAAUUAAUGAUAGAUUGCAAAUAGAGCAAUCAAGAUCAACUAAAAAAUUUGAAAACCCUAUUCCAGUUAAUUUCGAUGAAGCACAAAAUCAGUUUCAUCCAACAAUAAAUAAUCUACCAAUUAAUAAUAAUGAAAGGCAACAAUUUGCUCGUAAAUAUACAACAUUAACAUCCUCCCGGGUUCAGGCUGCAGUUUCAAACAUAGACUCGUAUGGAAAUCCUCCAGAUUAUAGGCAAAAUAAUGUGGGCAAAGAUAUCCGUAAUAAUAAAGCAACUGUAAAGCACACUCAAAAACAACCUAUAGGAAAAGAAGUUACCGAUGAGGGAAGCCCAAUAGUAAACUCUAAUAACAAUCCGUUUAAUCUUCCAAUUCAAUUCGAAAACGAUAACUCUUCCAUAUCUACGAUUCAUGAAGAUGAAGAUAAUUCAGGCUUAAAUUUAUCAAAAUCAUAUUAUAACUGGAAAAAAACUAAUGAUGAUAAACAACGACAAAUAAGAAAGCAAGUUUCUUUUCUUGAGCGAUUAAGUGCAAUAUCUACGAAUGAAAAUAGUGAUCAAACUUCAAAUAAUGUUGGUGAUGUUUCAAAUAAAUUAAUGAACUAUGAAGAAGUUCAAAUGGAUAAAUAUGGCAAUAAAUAUACCAAUGACGAUUUCCAGAUAGGAGCUGAAGAGAAAAAUGAAGCAGAGAGUUUUACAGAUGAUAAAUUAGAUCAAGAAAUAAGAUCACUAUUACAAAGGGUUGGCGAGACAAUAUUUCGAAAUUACCAGCGGCAGGAUGCUACUCUUUUUCAAGCCUCGCAAAAUGCUCUCUUACAGAAUGAAACUGAAGUAUUUCAUGGCGUAGAUCGACAAAUAGAACGCAAGAAAGAAUUCCUUGACACAUAUAAAGAGCACUACGCUUCAAUAUUAUCAGACUCGCAAGAAACUGUAGAGCAAUUAAAAGAGUCUCGUAAUGAGCUGGCAAAUUUGGACUCGACUGUCCUAAUAGAUAUGGAGAAACCAGCAACGUUGGAUGUGGAAGAGGUAGAGAAUAAUACCUAA
Ambispora leptoticha is the source of this 2937-nucleotide messenger RNA. Lineage: Eukaryota; Fungi; Glomeromycota; Glomeromycetes; Archaeosporales; Ambisporaceae. The record is from the annotation of a GenBank genome assembly.